GUCUCAGUGCGGCGGUUCCUCGGGCUGUCGGCUGUUUUUGCAAGUCCGGAGACAGCCUCUUGCCUUGCUCUUGGGACAGCUGCUCGCCACGGGGCUAAUCCAGGCCGUGAGGGCUGACGAAGCCCCGCCUUCAUUAGCAGGUAACUUGGCUGGAAGCUGCCAUCUGAAAUCAGCUUGCUAGCCAACAGUUGCCUUUGCAAACAACGACAAAGCAGCGGCCCCCAACCUUUUGGGCACUGCGGAGAAAGAAGGUUAUGCAGCCAAGUUAUGUUGCAGAUGGGACAACAGUGGCCCCAAAUAUACGUGGAUGUGCAUUUCAUAGGAAGAAUUUAGGACUGCAGUGAUGGAUUGCAGGACUGAUAAACCAAAUCCAGCAAAUUAUAGAAGAUAGUACUAGCUGUAAACAGUUGAAGAUAAUGAAGAUAAUGCAUAGUACGGAAUCAGCUUGUUUCUGCUACAUUCCAAAUGGAGCAAUGUACUUACAAAAUACUUGGUCAAGUAUUCAGGUGUUCACAAACAGCACUGGAUUAUUUCAAGUGGUGUAUAUCCCAGAUGAACGUGACUGCCAAAAUUCCGAACAUUUGCUCGAUUUUUUGAAGUGCCUGAUUAGCAAUAUUUGGCAGCCUAGUGUGUCUAAUCAAACGCUCAUAACAGUGGACCAGUAUGUUGGGAAAACAUGUUUCAGGAUCGAACCAACAAAUAAAAUACUCUACACUGUGAGAGUACAACAAAAGAUGUUGGAUAGCAAACUCGUUCUGUUAUUUGUUGCUGGUGGACUUCUUUUUCAUUUUGCCUUUAACCUGAGCAGAAGUAAUAUCUUCUAUUAUUGUGCUGGGAUAGCAUUUGGCAUUUUCAUACCUCUAGUGUUUCUCGUUUUCAUGCUUAAAAGGUUUAUUCCCAAGCUAAGUACCUUCUGGAUUUUAAUGAGUGGUUGCUGGUUCUCUUCUCUGUAUAUGUUCUAUGUUUCGAGAGAAAAACUGAAAUGGAUGUGGAACAAUUCUCCAUAUUAUAUACUGGGGUAUAUUUUAUCAGUUGGAUUGAUCUCUUUUGCUAUUUGCAAGAAGCACGGGCCACUCGGCAGCCAGCAAAGUAUGAACCUCUUGAUGUGGAUGUUGCAGCUGAAAGGCCUGAUCUUAAUUUAUUUUGGCAUUGCAAUCCCCUGGGUUGCCUAUGCAGUCAUAACUGCUAUGCUCUGUACAAAACUCCUGCAUUAUCCCCUUCAAGCAUCCUGCUAUAUUGGCAAAAAAGCUGCUCAGUAUUUCCACCCAGAAAAAUUGGAGACCCGUUAUCUGACAGAAGACGAAUACCAGGAACAAAGAGAAACAGAGACUGUGAAGGCCCUGGAGGAGCUGCGCAUAUUCUGUAGGAAUCCCACUUUCCCGUCCUGGGUAGCCGUGGUCAAACUGCAAUCCCCACAAAAGUUUGCAAACUUUGUUCUAGGUUCUCCUCAUGUGUCUGCUGAAGAAACGACAGCCCAUGAGGCACAGUAUGGCAUCGGAGGAGCCCUCCUAGAGCAACAGCUUUUCCAGCCAGAGACUGAGGCAGAACUAGAGCCCCAUAAUGCUUCUCCUGAGGUGGAGGAGAGAAACAAAGAGGAGGGACUGAGACUGUUACAACCAAACCUCCGGCACUUCCACAGUAGAGAAUUUCUUUGAGCUGAUGCCCAGGUCAGCGGAAACAUGUAAUAACACACCUUUUAACCUGUAGAGGGCAGUCAAGACAUUUUGAAGGACUUAACCAUGACUUCAUUGGUUUCCAGGAAGCAGUUAAGUUUGCAAAGCCAUCAUGCCUAGGGUUAUGUAAGGAGAGAAUCCAGGCACAUCUGAACAAUACCGGACUUAGCCAACGUCUCUGCUUAGAGGAACAAUUUGCUGAAGGUUUGAUGAGGCAGCCUGUGGAGGGCAAGGAAUUCCUCUCAGUUGCUCUGCCAAUUUACAAGGUUCACUUUACAGCAGUCUUUCUUAUUUGCCUGAUCUGUUGAUUUCUAAGUUUGCACAUUAACCCAUGGUGUGCUUAACUCUCAUUUGCUGAGUUCACGGAAACACAUUUAAGCCAUAAUUUUUGGUUUGUAAAACACAACAGCUCCAACCCAACACACAAUCACAUUGCUUGGGACAAUCCAGUGACGACAACUGAAGUUGGGAAAAUGAGCUGGGAAGUUGAUGUUACUGGCGAUUAACCACUUUAUGCUAAUUAUUUCUCUCCAGUAAUUGGGAUAAGCUAAAGCUGUGUUGUUUCAGCAUAGUUUGCAAAUAAACUGAGCGUUCUAGAUAUUACAGAUGCCACAGAGCACUCAUCUUUAGAAGAGCCAAGGAAAAUGUUGGAGCGUAGUAGUAGUAGUAGUAGUAGUAGUAGUAGUAGUAGUAGUAGUAGUAGCAGAAGAAGAAGCAGCAGCAGCAGCAGCAAUAAAAGCAAAGGUAAUAACAGGUACCUGGCGCAGAAUUCCAAAACAUCUGGAGCACCACUUGAACACCAUUGGAAUUGACAAAAUCACCAUUGGUCAGUUGCAAAAAGCAGCUUUACUUGGAACAGUUUACAUCUUGCAACGGUACCUUUUAAUUUCAUCAAACACCAUCUGUCUAUCCCAAAUCUUUGGAAAGGACUCAAUAGGUGGAUAAAAAUGCCAAAUCCAGUCUAAAUGUCCGGCAGAGUGUGUGACCAACAAAAAUAAAAUGUAUUAAAUUAUAUGCCACCCAACUCAUAGUGACUCAAAGGUUAGUAGCACAAGUGGGACAGAACUAGUGUUUACUCCUGUGUACAUGAAGCCCUAAAUCCCAGUCGGGAUCACUGCCAAAACCUUCCAAGUCCACAAGAGGGAUUGGCAUUGCUCCCGUGUUUCUGCAGAUUGCAAGAUCUUUUGGUUGGUUAUUUGUUGCUUGACAUUUUGGUCUUUGGCCAACUGUUUUUUUUUCUUGGUUAUGUUUUAAUGUUUUUUUCUGUAACAUGGUGUCCCUAUGGAGUCAGGCAGCCUUGAAACUGAAAUACACAAAUGAACGUAUGAAAGGCUUAGAAGCACAAAUCUGCAAGGAAAGACAGUUAACAGUUACUUUGGCUCCAACAGCUGAUUUAGGAUGGAGGUCUGAAGCUUUGUUCUUGUUUCAUUUAGAAGAAGCUUGAUUUUUCUUUUGAGGCAACAGGCCACCAAAAGAAUUGUGUAAUUAUAGGUUACCAGGACUCUGAUUUUCCUUACAUCGCUCCUUUGGGCUAGGUAAGCAUGCUAUGAUUUUCAUAGCAGCUCAUGAUUUGGGAUGCACUAUCUUAAGUCUCUAGUCCUCAAAUUGAAACAAUUCACCAAGAUUUCUGUGCACAUAACAAGAUCUUAGAAACAUGGAAAGGGAACCAAGGAGAUCUUGUUCUUUAAUUACUAAUCACUUCAUAUUAGUCUAGCAUUGAAGACUGCAUGAAGUUUGCUGUAAUGUAAUCAUCUCUCCGAUUAACCUAUACCACUGGCUUUUGUGAAGAUUUAAAAAAUGGAGACACCAUCAUUUUAUAUACCUUAAUUUUUUAAAAAACAGUAAAUGUAAACAGUAACAAUGUGUAUGAGUGUCGAUUGAUGCAUUGCUGACAGAAUGCACUGUAGAGUAAGAAGAGAACUGCUUGGAUUUUGUAAAUCCCAACCUGUUUUUAAUAUUCACUUUCAAAUAAAAUGAGCCAUUGUAAA
Crotalus tigris (Tiger rattlesnake) is the source of this 3661-nucleotide messenger RNA. RefSeq names its product nuclear envelope integral membrane protein 2 (gene NEMP2). The transcript is spliced from 10 exons. Bases 417 to 1655 code for a protein of 412 amino acids. Lineage: Eukaryota; Metazoa; Chordata; Lepidosauria; Squamata; Viperidae. The record is from RefSeq and is a predicted model, not a curated record. Gene Ontology annotation, cellular component: nuclear envelope.